AUGUAUCCUGAUUUUGUUGAUACAAUAAAUGGGAUGAAGCCAGUGCUAACAUGGGAAGAUUUCAAGAAGACUACCAUAGCUGGGGUAUCAACUGAUAAGAGAGUAUUGGAAGAGUUCUGGUGGCGUUUCAAGUGUCUUCCAGAAGAUAGAGCUGAGGCAGAUGCUGUCUUGGAGUUAAAAUUUAAAAACAUGGUGCCUAAGAUGUUGAGAGAACAGAAGCGGGCUAUCACAAAGAAACUAUACAAGGAUGGUUGGGCUUUGCUAUGUGAGCACUGGAGUACAUCAAAAUUUAGAAAGUCAUCCUUAAAGGCAAAGCAAAAUUGCCUAGCUGGUGAUAAUAACGUAUACCAUCGCAGUGGCUCAAGAAGCUUACUAGCAGCACGCCAAUGGCUGGCACUAAAAACUGGCGUUGACCCUAGAAUUGGUGGUGCUUGGCUGCAUAAUCGUGAAUUGAAUCCAGGGACAAAUGAUGGCAGGUUGUGCAACCAGAAUGCUGCUGAUAAAUGGGCACAAUAUGAGGAAGGAAUGGAAAAAAAGUAUGGCACGAAUUGGAAAAUUGAGCAUCCUGAAUUGAAUGCAAGUGUCAUUUAUGAGUGUGCAGGUAGAAUGGAAGCAAUCAAGACAAGGAAAAGAACUGCACAACCAUAUGUUUCUGCUAAAGAGAAGCGACUUGAAAGGGAAAAUCUGCUGUUGCGAAAAGAAUAUAGCAACCUUGAACAUGUUGUGCGGCCUACUUCUGAAUCUGAGGUUGCAUUCGCUAGAGAGCAUGAGAAAAUUGUUCCUAAUGCAUUUGAUCAUGAUAACAUUGGUGGAGCAGACUAUAGUGGUGAGGAAAAUAUUGGUGAAGCACACUAUAGUGGUCAGGAAAAUGAAGAUGACAUCUAUGAUUAUGAUGAUGAAGGAUACCAUUCCCAAGAUCAUGGCCAAAAUUACGAGAACAAUGGUGAAGACUUUUUCGAUGAUGAUGCUUCCUGGUGA
Molecule: messenger RNA, 978 nt
Organism: Miscanthus lutarioriparius
Lineage: Eukaryota; Viridiplantae; Streptophyta; Magnoliopsida; Poales; Poaceae
Source: the annotation of a GenBank genome assembly